UUGAGCUUUCAGUUCAGCGUUUAGAGUCGAGGAGAUCGCGACGGUUCGAUUUCUCUCCGUUUCACGUACCGCAACGUAUUCGGGUUGUGGAUAUACGCGCGAUUUUCGAAUUUUCAUCAGUUGUGAGAAAGUUUUUUUUAUUUUGGUUUGGGGACGUUUUCUUUGAAAUUUGGUGAACUGUGAGUUGGAUAUGAGGAUUUAUUAGUGUGGGUUUUAGUUUUCUUAGGACUUUUUUGAUAAUGCACAAAUUAUAACCUCUUCUACUAGUAGACUAACAUCACCAACAAAAACCAUCAUGGAAAUCUCCCAAAGAUUUUUGAUAGUGUUCCUAUACCUUUUAAGGUUAGUGUACAGUGCGCGAUGGGCUCAUUCCACGUACUUGAGCCCGGACUAUCGGCUCCUGUGGUCCCUGGGACCGGGACCUCAGGACAUCACUUUCGAAUUACAAGUUAGAACUAUGGGAUAUGUUGGAUUCGGCUUUUCCAAGGAUGGUAGGAUGGCCGGAAGCGAUAUGGUUAUCGGUUGGGUCGAUCAUGGACAAGUGUAUUUUCAGGACCGGCAUGUAAAAGAUUCACCUGGAAGCGCUAUGGAUAGGGAGCCAGAGGUGGAUCCCAGCCAAGACUACCAACUACUACUCGGAUACGAAAAUAGCACCCAUACGGUCCUAAGAUUCCGGAGAAGAUUGGAUACUUGUGACCACCACGAUAUCCCCAUUACAAACGAUACAAUGCGAAUAGUGUGGGCUUUCCACAAAGACGAGCCGGCAGGUGGCGCGGUUGGCCCGAAGUCUUUGCCACGUCACGAGUUGGCAAACAGAGGUGCGCAAUCGCUCUUUUUGGUGCAACGCGCAGAUCAAGAUGCGCCCAGUCCCGAAGAGCCGGUGCAUGUGUGGGAAAUGAGGAAUCCCGCUGUUGAGCCGCCCAGUAUCCCUGGGGAUACCCUGGUUUGGUGUCGAGUGUUUAAGAUUCCAUCUAUCAUUAAUAAGAAGCAUCAUUUGAUAAGGUACGAACCUCUUCAAAGCGUCUCAGGAACAAACGGGCUUCAACACGUAGUCCUCUACGAAUGCCAAGACAAUCCCACAAUAAAGGAGAUGGCCGACACUCCAGGCAAACAAUGCCACGAUGGACACACCCAACCUUUCAUGUGCAAUACAGUCGUGGCUAGUUGGGCUAAAGGCUCUGAAGGUUUCAGCUUCCCUCCUGAAGCCGGAUACCCUCUGGAAGCGACCAACAAGUACUAUCUCAUGGCCACACACUAUACUGUUCCUAUGGAUAGUAACGUGGGCUCCAUAGAUGGCUCUGGACUAAGACUCUUCUACACACCACAAUUACGUAGACAUGACGCAGGAGUGAUUUCUAUCGGGAUGGACCCCAACUGGCGCCACAUAAUCCCCCCGGGACAAAACCGCGUGAUUUCUUCGGGACAUUGCGUGGCCGAGUGUACUCGCCAAGCGUUCUCGCAUUCCGGUAUUAACAUGUUCGCGGUGGUGAUGAAAACUCAUAAAAUCGGCAAACAGGUGUCUCUUAAGCAUAUUAGGGGUAACGCCGAGCUCCCUCCGAUCGCGAGUGACGAUAACGUCGAUUCGGAUUAUCAGGAGUACAGGAAACUCGGGGUGCCAGUGAAAAUUUUACCUGGAGAUCAUUUAAUUACCGAGUGCACCUAUAACAGUUCCGGUAGGAGUGCUAUUACGCUAGGAGGGUUGACUAGUCGGGAGGAGACGUGCUUGGUUAUGGGCCUGUACUAUCCGAAGCAAACCAAGUUGGCCUCAUGUCACAGCUUACCGAGUUUACCCACUGUGUUGCACUCGUUAGGAAUCCAAGAACUUAGUCCGGGUUCCAAUCCAGUUCGGAUAGCAUCACCACCAGAACUAGCAGGAAUGAGCCUCGAAUCCAGAUUGGUCUCCUACGACUGGGAUAAUCAAUUCGAAAGUUUCCAAGAAGCCACCAUGAUGGGCUCCUUUAAACCGAUCUGUUGGACGUCGCAGCUGACUUUACUACCGGGUACAGAACGAGACGCCCACUAUCCAGAAAUCACCAAACCCUACGUACGCUCAACAGCCGAUCAAUGCAACUAUCGGAAAUACAGUACAGAAGGUUGGCCGGGUGGAACCUCCAUCAUCGACAUCGACGGGAAUCAUAUAGAAGGUGCGACGCGCAGCAAGGUAUCGCGCAGCAGCAGCAGUCCUGCGCAACACGAAGAAUCGAUGGGUCUGAGCAGGUACAACUCUGUGCCCACGCUCAGAAUCUCGAUAGUUCUGAGCAUGUGGGCGGUUGUGCUGUUAUUGGUUUAUCGUUGAACGGAUCCAGGCCGUAAUAGAUGUUUUUUUUGUUUUUAAUUGUGAUUGCAUGGACUGGUUGAUGUGCAACCGUUGAUUAUUUUUUAUCGAUUUUGUUGUAAUGAUGAUUCAGUCAUGUCUGUACUAGUCUUUGUCGGCCAGAAUGGUGUAAUAUAUAUUCGUUUUUAGGAGCGAUGGUUGUUGGUUAGGGCGUUAAAGAGCGAGGGAGUGUCUCAGGCUGGAAUGGGGUUGAAAAUGAGGUUUUUUUUUGGUAUUGGCGUUUCGAGGCUGCAAUAAGUUGAUUAUCUAAAUAUUUUAAAGCUACUCAUCUAAAAUUAUUUUAUGCCUAAAGAAAGUUAUAAGAUGUAAGGUUUUCUUGAAAUUUAUGGACUGUUCUAUUCAUACUUUCUAGAAAAAAAGGAUGUUCCUAUCAAAAAACCAAAACAUGCCAAUUAGUUCUUUAUUUUAUAAAAAAAAAGUUAGUAAAUCUAGGCUUAUUUGCGCUCUCAUGAAACUCCCAAAACACCAAAUAUUAUAACGCGUAUUUUAUUAUCUUUUUACUCAUCAUAGGCGUGAAAAUAGUCAUUAAAAGUUUAAGCGAGGACAAUCACAUAUAGGAAUUUUAAUAAGAAGCUAAAACAGGUUCUAUGCUAAACAUAUAAAAUGUGAUAAAUUUUACUCUACAUAAAAAAAACGUAAUAAAUGAGAUAAGCUAACCGCUGUUUGCAAUUAAUAUUCCGGUAAUGAGAUAACAUUUAUGUUUAUUCAUGAAAGCAUUAUAAAUAAAAAAAAUUUGAUUAAAAAAAAAAGAAAUUAAUUUGAAAUUUUACAAAGAAUGACUUUUAACCGUAGCAGCGACGUUCAUUAAAUCCAGGUACACGAAAUUUAAAAAAUAAUUUUGAACGGCGUUAUUAAAAAGCGCGGUGGCCUUAAAUUUAAUUUCGGCUUGUCAGAGGCAUUUUUUAAUGAACAAAAAAAAACCCGUUGACCGUUUUCGAAACAUUUUCCUCCUUUAUAUCGCGAGCUAAAAUUUUCAUUGUGGCAUUUUGAUUGAUUUUAAACGGUCUUUUGUCUAUGUCACCGUUUCACAGUGGUCUGAUAUCCAACAUUUGCGGACAAAACUCCUAAAUUUGUAAUAACCAAGUCGAAAUGUACAUGUACACCCAAGAACUUUGAGGCAGCUGAAUUCACAAAUUUGAGGUCAAAAUUCGAAAUGGCGCCCAAAGACCUAUAUAAAAAAAUAGCGUUUUAAAUCAGAAUCAACUGUCAUUUAGCUUUUUAAGGUUACUAGUAAUUUCUUUAGAAGCUACUAGUUUUUUUUCAGAUACCGCUAGUUUCUUCUAUUAUACAUUUCGAAUUGUGUUUAAUUUAUGUCCCACUAGUAAUUUUUUUAGAAAGCCUUAGUUUCUUUUAGGAUAAACUGCUCUUCUUUUAACUACAAAGAUAACACAUUUGAUUUUUUUUCGGGAACCGCUAGUUUCUUUCUUCAAACAAUUUGAAUUAUCAUGUAUGUAUGAUGACCUACUAAUAAUUUUUCUAGAAACCCCCAGUUUCUUUUACGAUAACUUUAUACAUCAACUACAGAGAUCAGACAUCCCUCUAGUCUUAUUUUUUGGCAACCGUUAAUUUCUUUAUACGCUAUUUUUUAUACGCUUUGAAUUAGCUUCUAUAUAUUAUGAUGACCUACUAGUACUUUUUUUAGAACCCCUAGUUUUAUCUCGCAGCGUCUGAACAAUAUAAGUCGAAAACUUUUAUGUUAAUAUUAAAACCACUCGAUAGAACCUGUAGUGUAACAUGAAAAUGUUUGUUUAAAUUUUCGUCGCUGCUGAGAAUUUUAGCAGCAAUUGUCGAGUCGAGUAGUAUUUCCGUUAUUGAAAAUUUCGAUUUGCUUUGAUCGGUCAACAAGGGGCUGCAGUUGCUUGUUUUACAUUUUCCUUAUGAAAUAACUAUUAUUUUGUAUCAAUUUUGUACCCGAUAUGCAGUAGGCAUUUAAAGAACCUUGUUAUAGCUAGGAUAAUUAUUAUCUAGCCUGAACGACUAGUUUUUGCGUUUUAUUGAUGUAAUAGAAUUCUUUUAAAGUAGACUUAUAUACCGAACAUCGCAAUGAAGAGGUAGUUUUCGUUACGGUGUUAGAAACCUUAUGGUAAUCAUAGUAAAAGCCAACUUGUAAGAGACUAAAAUUGAUGGGGAAUACUCAUAGUAAACCAAGAAAGCUAGAAAAGGAGAAUAAGGAGUUAGUUGCCUGUGGAUAUGACGUUUUUCGUUCAUGGUUGAUGCCUGGCCCUCAUGUUUGAAUUGUAGUCGAAUUGGCGACAGGGAGAAGAGACUCCCGGUUUCUUCCACAUAAUAAUGUCGGAGCCUAAGUUUUCUCAACAUGAUAAACUGUUUCUAUCUUAACUACGAAAAUAACCCACUAGUUUUUUUCACUAACCACUAGUUUCUUGCAUUAUAUAUUUCGAAUUGCUUAAUUUAUGACCUACUAGUUAUUUUUUUAGAAACACCUAGUUUGUUUCAUGGUAAACUAGUUCUAUUUUAGCUUUCAAGAUAACCCCCUAGUUUUUUUUAGAAACCGCUAGUUUCUUCGUGCAGUUUAUGAGCCACUAGUAAUUUCUCUUAAAACCCCUAGUUUGUUUUAUGAUGAACUGGUUCUAUGUUAGCUACGAAAAUAACACACUAGUUUUUUUUCACGAACCGCUAGUUUUAUCUGUUAUAUAUUUCGAAUUGGGUUUAAUUUAUGACCUACUAGUAAUUUUUGUUUCGAUUUUAUCUAUGAAGAUAACCCACUAGUUCUUUUUUCAGGAACCACUAGUUUCUUCGUUCAGUUUAUGAGCCACUAGUAAUUUCUUUAAAAGCCCCUAGUUUCUUUUAUGAUAAACUGGUUCUAUUUUAACUACGAAAAUAAGCCACUUGUCUUUUUUUACGAACCGCUAGUUUUAUCCAUUAUAUAUUUAGAAUUGUGUUUAAUUUAUGACGUACUAGUCAUUUUUGUUUCUAUUUUAACUACGAAGAUAACUCACUAGUUCUUUUUUCAGGAACCACUAGUUCCUUCGUUAAGUAUAUGGGCCACUAGUGAUUUCCUUAGAAACCCCUAGUUGGUUUUUCUAUAAACUGGUUCUAUUUUAGCGAUGAAAAUAACCCACUAGUUUUUUUUCACGAAUCGCUAGUUUUAUCUAUUAUAUAUUUCGAAUUGAGUUUAAGUUAUGACCUACUAGUAAUUUUUGUUUCGAUUUUAUCUAUGAAGAUAACCCUCUAGUUCUUUUUUCAGGAACCACUGGUUUCUUCGUGCAGUUUAUGAGCCACUAGUAAUUUCUCUUAAAACCCCUAGUUUGUUUUAUGAUGAACUAGUUCUAUGUUAGCUACGAAAAUAACACACUAGUUAUUUUUCACGAACCGCUAGUUUUAUCUAUUAUAUAUUUCGAAUUGAGUUUAAUUUAUGACCUACUAGUAAUUUUUGUUUCAAUUUUAUCUACGAAGAUAACCCACAAGUUCUUUUUUCAGGAACCACUAGUUUCUUCGUUCAGUUUAUGAGCCACUAGUGAUUUCUUUAAAAACCUCUUGUUUCUUUUAUGAUAAACUGGUUCUAUUUUAACUAUGAAGAUAACCCACUCAUUCUUUUUUCAGGAACCACUAGUUUCUUUGUUAAGUAUAUGAGCCACUAGUGAUUUCCUUAGAAACCCCUAGUUUGUUUUUCCAUAAACUGGUUCUAUUUUAGCUACGAAAAUAACCCACUAGUUUUUUUUUCAUGAUCCGCUAAUUUGUUUCAUUAUUUAUUUCGAACUGUGUCUAAUUUAUAACCUACUAGUAAUUUUUUUUGAAUCCCCUUGUUUUUUUAUGAAAAUCUUUAUAUUUUAACUACGAAGGUAAGAUAACUACCUAGUUUAUUUUAGCAACUGCUAGUUUCUGCCUUCAUAAGCUUUGUCAAUUAGCUUCUAUAUGAUGACCCACUAGUAACUUUUUUUAUAAACCCCUAGUUUAUUUUUUCAUACACUUUCGCAUUCAAAGCAUUGUUUUAUUUAUUUGCAUUAUUUUAAUUGCAUUUUAAUUGCAUUAUUAUUUAUAUCUAUUUAAAGAACCGCCAAUUUGUCUCUUAAUACAUUUUCGUACGGUUUAGAGGUAUCUUACCUCGGGUGGUAAUAUUUGAUUUUUUUUCGGUUUUUGAGCAUUUUAGACCACUGUGGUUUGACAAAAAAAAAUAUUAAAAAUAAAAACUUUUCUGGUCUAUUAAUAAUCCGAGCUUCAUUAAACCUUUCUGCAUGUUUAACAAACCGGGGAAUACAGACGAAACAACAACAAAAAAAAUAAUAAAUCAAAAUUAAUAAUUUCGAGCCAGGGGUUAUUAAUGUCCAAGUAAAUAAAGCUAUGUCAGCGCACGCGAAAACGAGAAUUACGACUGGUUCUACCCCGGAAUGGGACGCUCCCCCGUUCUUUUAUUUUUUUUGUUUAUUAAAGCGAUUUUAAUAUACGACGGCGAUUGUCGCGAUUAAAGGUCUGUGAUGUUAUUGUAGCUUAUAGGUUAUAUAAUUUCUUUAAAUAUGUAUAAAAAAAUAAUUCCUAUUAGUUUUUCGUUUUAAUUAUAUUAAAUAAAAUGCAAUCCUAUCCCAUUUUUAAGCUAAGCUAUUGUUGUUAGACUGCGGCUAGUUUGUACAACAAACUAUUCACCAGUAAUAUAGGCGUAUACCAAUAAAAAUAAAUAAUAUUAUAUCUAGUUCCUUUUGUAAGAUAUUAUUAUCCACACCCCCUUGUAAAUUUUCUCUCAUAUUGUAUAUAAUACUAGAGAUGUACUAUUAUAGUGUUUUCUUACUGGUGCUAACUAUAAGUUUGAUUCCCUAAUGUGCCUCCCCGCCCCCCCGAAUCCCCUUAACCCUUUUCCUGUAUAGAUGUCACUGUAUAUUUUAUUUAUUAUUGCUGUUGGACUGACAAUUGAAUGUAAUAUUAAUUAAUGUAUCACCCUCUUGUUGUACAGUGUAGAUAUUAUGUGUAAGAUAUUUUAUAAAUACAUUGCAGUAACUUCUAGCAAUAUUAAAACA
This is a messenger RNA of Anthonomus grandis grandis, 7302 nucleotides long. RefSeq names its product MOXD1 homolog 2 (gene olf413). Gene Ontology annotation, biological process: octopamine biosynthetic process; norepinephrine biosynthetic process; dopamine catabolic process. Gene Ontology annotation, molecular function: dopamine beta-monooxygenase activity; copper ion binding. Lineage: Eukaryota; Metazoa; Arthropoda; Insecta; Coleoptera; Curculionidae. The record is from RefSeq and is a predicted model, not a curated record. Gene Ontology annotation, cellular component: secretory granule membrane. The transcript has 7 exons. Bases 296 to 2296 code for a protein of 666 amino acids.